AUUUGAAGGAGUAUGAUGCAGAUUAAUUAGUAAUUAGCGUAAAUAGUAUGCUUUGUUCAUCCUUCGACAGAUUCAUUUAUGUUGACGUACUGGGCAUACCCGCCAUCACACCAGCGCCAGCUUUCAGCAAGUUCAGUGCUUAACCCUGGUUACACAAGAUGGUUUGCAAGAGAUUCUUAGCUUUGUUGCUGCUCGUCGUCGCCAUUUUAACGACAAGCCUAGCAGCCCCUGCACCUGGACCUGUACCUGCUGCCAGGCCGUUGGCUGGUCCAGUGGCCAAUCCAAAGGCAGACCCUCAAUUUCUAGCCUACAGUGCAUAUGCCUAUCCAGCUUAUAGCUACUACAACAGUUACUAUUACCCAGCAUAUGGAUAUUAUGGUUACGGAUAUGCCUCUCCUUACGUCCUGGUCUAAAAGUACAGCAGCCACAAACAUCUAUCAAAUUAAGUAACAGUUUAAUUUUUGUUUAUACCUAUAUGCCUAUGUAAUUUAAAGUACACAAUAAAUUAGUUUUCUAUAA
Acanthoscelides obtectus is the source of this 519-nucleotide messenger RNA. The record is from the annotation of a GenBank genome assembly. Lineage: Eukaryota; Metazoa; Arthropoda; Insecta; Coleoptera; Chrysomelidae.